Branchiostoma floridae (Florida lancelet) is the source of this 874-nucleotide messenger RNA. RefSeq names its product protein FMC1 homolog. NCBI's taxonomy places the organism in Eukaryota, Metazoa, Chordata, Leptocardii, Amphioxiformes, Branchiostomatidae. The transcript has 3 exons. Gene Ontology annotation, cellular component: mitochondrion. The record is from RefSeq and is a predicted model, not a curated record. The coding region runs from base 65 to 388 and encodes 107 amino acids.
AUAGGUAUGAAAAAUUUAUUUCUACGUUGUACCUACCCCCUUGACGCUGUUAGAUCCGUCCAACAUGGCGACGUCCAUGGAAAGGUUGCGGGUUCUCCGUGGGCUGAUACGGGAAUUACGGCACGUACACAAGAAGGGCCCAGUGAAGGAAACCAUAGCCUACAACUACCUGAUGGAACAAUACCGCAAACAUCAGGUGACUGACCAGAGGGUGUGCCGGGCACAUCAGGAGCUACAGCGCAAUGCUGAGACGUACCUGUGUCUGCUGAAGAGCACCAGGUUGCAACAGGCUCUCCAUGACGAGUACUAUGGGAGACCAGAGAGGACAACAGAAGAGACGGCCAAGAUGCUCGGCUUUGAUCUCCCUCAGAACCCACCUGACAAAUAAACACACCUGUGGUAGUCUGUAAAUAUGGAGUUAGGACAUUACAUGCACCCUUGCAGUGUACUGGUAUGUUGCUGAGACAGAGUCAAAAUCUCAUGCUGCCAAGGUGGACUGUUAAUACCUGUAAUACUAUAACGGGUAUCUUACAUUUACAGCUAGGUGUACUGAAGGUAUGCCCAGUCUGGUUUGUCGUACCAGACAGGAAACAUUAAAGGCACUCUUCGUUAAUAGUAUUGUGAUCCCAGUCUGUAUGAAUAUGAAGUUAAUGUUUUCUGCAAUUGUCGUUGUAACUAUUAUACCUAUUGUUCAUCAUUAUUUCAUCAUCUAAUACAAGUAAACACCACAGCUUUAUUUGUGUUUUGGAUUACAUGGAUAAUUUUGCAAAUGUCAUAAGUUUGGAUUUUGGAAAGAAGUACAAACACCUGUAUUUUCCAAAAUAAAAGAAAUGUAUGAAGUCACAUACUUUAUCUGUUUGUUGAAUAUCAUAGA